AUGCCUCCGCGUACCAAGCCUUCGAAGGCCGGCCUCGGCAAGGCUCUCAUUAACCGCAAGGCCAAGGAGGCUCAUGCGCCAAGAGAGUCGCAGCUCUACACGCUCGACGACAACAACCCGCUUGCUUCGGUUACGCAUGAGCGUGACCUUGACCAGUUCCUGGCCAACGCGGCUCUUGCAGACCAGGACUUUACAACCGAACGCUCCAAGAUUCGCAUCAUUCAGCAGGUCGGCGGCGUGAUGCCGGUCAACCCAUUCCUCCUCUCAGCGGCUGAGGAGAAGCGAGUUGAGAAGAAGCAGGAGGAGGCGCGGAAGGACCUGCACGUCCCUCGGCGACCCGCCUGGACGCGCGCGAUGACCCGCCUAGAGCUCGAGAAGCAGGAGCGCGAGUCGUUCCUUGACUGGCGCCGGCACCUCGCGCGCCUAGCUGAGGAAAACUCGCUACUCCUCACCCCUUUUGAGCGCAACAUCCAGCUGUGGCGUCAGCUGUGGCGUGUCAUCGAGCGAUCGCACCUCGUCGUGCAGAUUGUCGACGCGCGCAACCCCCUCGGCUUCCGUAGCGCCGACCUCGACGAGUACGUCCUUGACGUGGGAAGCGACGAGAUGGGUGACGAGGUCACUGUUCCCGGCAAGGGCAAGAGGCGGAACUUGCUGCUCAUCAACAAGUCGGACCUGCUCACGUAUGAGCAGCGCUGCAUGUGGGCGGACUACUUUGAGAAGGCCGGGAUCAAAUACGUGUUCUUCUCCGCUGUUGCUGCGGCGACUGCGCAGGAGGAGCUCGACGAGAAGGAACGUCGCGAGGCGGAAAUGCAGGACUCAGAGGAUGACGCGGACGCCGAUGAGGACGACGAGGAGGAUGUGGAGGAGGACGUGGAGGAGGACGAAGAGGAGGACGUGGAGGAGGACGAAGAGGAGGACUCGGAAGACUUUGAGACUGAGAGCGAGGAGGAACUCGUUCCCAAGAACAAGGGCAAGCAGAGAGCCACCCAGGAGGACGAGGAGAUUGCCGACGACAUCGCCGAGGCACUGGAGCGGGCCAGGAUUGAGGAGACCAUGGCACCCCCUGAGCACAACGAGCCAGCACAACCGGAAUCCGACCGCACGCGCGUGCUCAGUGUCGCCGAGCUCGAGCACCUGUUCAUCACCUCGGCCCCGCCUCUGUCCGACUUUGCAACGGAGCGUGACCCCAACCCGACCAAGCUCAUGAUCGGCCUCGUCGGCUACCCCAACGUCGGCAAGUCCUCGACAAUUAACGCGCUCAUCGGAGCGAAGAAGGUUUCCGUCUCCGCCACGCCAGGCAAGACGAAGCACUUCCAGACGCUCGUCCUCACGGAGAACAUUACGCUUUGCGACUGCCCCGGUCUCGUGUUUCCUCAGUUUGCGAACACGCAGGCCGACCUGGUCUGCGACGGUGUCCUUCCCAUCGACCAGAUGCGCGAGUACUCGGCGCCGGUAGACCUCUUGUGCCGCCGCAUCCCGCGUGCUAUCCUCGAGGGGACGUAUGGUAUCCGCAUCGACGUUAAGGAGAUCGAGGACGGCGGUACUGGCAAGGUCGGGUGGGAAGACUUCCUGAGCGCGUAUGCGAUCGCGCGUGGCUUGACCCGCUCAUCGUUUGGUAUGCCUGACACCUCUCGCGCCGCCCGCUACAUCCUCAAGGACUAUGUCAACGCCAAGCUCCUCUACGCGCGCCCGCCUCCAGGUAUCGACUCUGAUGAGUUCAUGUCCACGUCCCAUGAGCGUACCCUCGAGGCGCUCGCGGCGCAGUAUGCCGCUGGCCGAAAGAUGCAGCCCGAGACGCACGUCCGCCGCGACGCCGACACAUACGUCGCACCUUCGGGGGCGUCCGUCGCCGCCUCCAAGGCAACAGAGGAGGAGUCGAAGGACCGCGAGCGUGCGUUGACCAACAAGAGCGUGCGUCAGUCCGCAGCCACAGCGCCUAUGCGCAGCGGCAAGGUGCGCGCGACUGCGUUCGACAACUACUUCUUUACGGAGGGUGGGCCUGCCCCGCGCCCCGUCGUCAAGGGCCGCUUGCAGGGUGCGGCGGAUGCGAGUGAGGGUGGGCUCUCCCACACCAAGUCGAUGAUCUCGCCGCACCAGCGCCGCCUCGGACCAGACGGCAUGCCGCUUAUCGACGAAGGGCCGGUUCGCGUCCGCAAUAACGGCAAGAAGCACUUCAAGGUCAAGGAGGGAAAGAAGCGCAGUGGGCGAGGAUACGACUAA
Messenger RNA from Cutaneotrichosporon cavernicola, 2220 nucleotides. RefSeq lists its product as uncharacterized. NCBI's taxonomy places the organism in Eukaryota, Fungi, Basidiomycota, Tremellomycetes, Trichosporonales, Trichosporonaceae. The coding region runs from base 1 to 2220 and encodes 739 amino acids. The record is from RefSeq and is a predicted model, not a curated record. Gene Ontology annotation, molecular function: GTP binding; GTPase activity. Gene Ontology annotation, biological process: ribosomal subunit export from nucleus. Gene Ontology annotation, cellular component: cytosol. The transcript is spliced from 4 exons.